ACCUGCAAUGAUUGGCUGCUCCUUUGUGGUGGAUCGUGAGUAUUUUGGAGAAAUCGGGCUGCUUGACCCGGGCAUGGAGGUUUACGGAGGAGAAAACAUUGAACUUGGUAUGAGGGUGUGGCAGUGUGGCGGCAGUAUGGAGGUUCUCCCGUGUGCCCGAGUAGCUCACAUCGAACGCACAAAGAAACCGUACAACAACGACAUUGACUACUAUGCCAAGAGGAACGCGCUGCGGGCAGCAGAAGUUUGGAUGGAUGAGUAUAAGUCCCACGUCUACAUGGCCUGGAAUAUCCCCAUGAAUAACCCAGGAGUAGAUUUUGGAGAUGUGUCAGAGCGUGUAGCGCUGAGGAAGAAAAUGAACUGCAGGAACUUUCGCUGGUACCUUGAGCAUGUCUAUCCCGAGAUGAGAAUUUACAAUAACACCAUCACUUAUGGAGAGGUACGAAACAGUAAAGCCAGUGGAUAUUGCCUUGAUCAGGGGUCAGAGGAGGAUGACAGGGCUAUUCUCUACCCAUGUCAUGGCAUGUCAUCGCAGCUGGCGAGGUACACCACUGAGGGCUUAUUGCAGUUAGGACCCCUGGGGUCGACUACGUUUCUGCCUGACACAAAAUGCCUGGUGGAUGAUGGAAGAGGAAGGGCUCCAAGCUUGAAAAAAUGUGAUGCUGUCACCAGGUCCUCCCAGAGGCUCUGGGAUUUUACUCAGAAUGGACCCAUCAUAAGUCGAGACACGGGACGUUGUUUAGAGGUUGAAAUGUCAAAAGAUGCGAACUUUGGCCUGCGGCUGGUCGUCCAGCGCUGCUCAGGGCAGAAAUGGAUGAUUCGGAACUGGAUAAAACACCCCAGACACUGAGAUACACCCAACCUGAAAAAUAACCUCCCUGAGCUGGAGAGCAGCCAUAGACACAAACCCUGAGUCUGGGGCUGAGACAGACGAGAAGAACUUCUUUCGGGGUGAAACGCUUUCAAUAUAGACGUCUAAAGGUGAAAUAUUAUCUUUGGACGCAUUUACUGUUGAGUGAGCGGGUAAAGCAGAAGGCCGUCAUCACGGGACUAUACAGACUCCCAGUUUACUGCAGCAUACUUGUGUUCCCGAGUGGAAUUCUGAUGAGCUUUCUUGGUGAAAUAUCGAGAGAAAUAUUCAAAAGAGUUGCGGAUAAACAAAGAGAGAGGAAGCGAAAAGUUGCGAACCCCUCUGGGCAAAGUCUUGAGUUUUACUUCUUAUCAAUUGCCAUAUUAUCAACACUUAUUUCUUCAGGCUGUGAAUUGCUUUGGAUAAUUGAAUAUCCACGUUGAAACUUUAAAUGGGUAUCCCAAGUGCUACAAAACAACAAAAAAAAGAAAGUAGUAUAGACUUUAAUCUGACACAAUAGUUUCAGCUCUUUUAGCUAUCGAGUUUUUUUCUUUCCUUGAUUUACAGACUUAAAUGCAAAUGCACAACAAAACCAUGUGUUCACUCAAGAACUCAUGUGCCUUUCUCCAUCCUUAUGCCAUCAGACCAGGGGAUGUUCCUCCCUAAGCAUGUACAAAAUGUUUGAUUUUAAAUUAAUUAAAAUGUGAAUAUAAUGUUAAGGUCUUAUUGUAGAAACACGUUGUAAAAUACUCAAAACAUGAUAA
This is a messenger RNA of Sinocyclocheilus grahami, 1614 nucleotides long. RefSeq names its product polypeptide N-acetylgalactosaminyltransferase 9-like. Bases 8 to 850 code for a protein of 280 amino acids. Gene Ontology annotation, cellular component: Golgi apparatus. Gene Ontology annotation, molecular function: polypeptide N-acetylgalactosaminyltransferase activity. The transcript has 6 exons. Gene Ontology annotation, biological process: protein O-linked glycosylation. NCBI's taxonomy places the organism in Eukaryota, Metazoa, Chordata, Actinopteri, Cypriniformes, Cyprinidae. The record is from RefSeq and is a predicted model, not a curated record.